GCGUGCAGUGAAGGGGUUAAAAACAGGAUCUGCUCUGAGCGAUCGUUUUCAGCGAGAGCUGCUUGACCGAGCGCAGCAGGAACAGCAGCCGGCUGCAUACAUCAUCGCCAGACCCCCCUUUUCUCCUCUCUUUCUACUGGAUCUUUACUAGCCAACGGCUCCUGGGAGCAGUUCAGAGCUGUUCAGACCCGUGGAUCCUCGGAUUCUUUUGCAAGAAUCUGAAAUCUAAACCGGUUAGGAGUCUGCUGGGCUGUCCCCCCCCCAUUUGAUAUACGUAUAUAUAUCCAUUUUCAUUAUUCAUCUGGAUCCCCCCCUCCCGUUUCUUUUUGGCCAUCAUCCCUGGAAUCCGGAGAGAGAGAGGUCCUCAAAAAGAAAUCCCCCUCGAAAGAAAUGGCAACGAAAAUCGACAAAGAGGCGUGCAGAGAGGCGUACAAUCUUGUGAGAGACGACGCCACGGACGUGAACUGGGUGACGUUUAAGUAUGAAGGAUCCACCAUUGUCCCAGGACACCACGGAGUCGAUUAUGAGGAGUUUAUCAGACAAUGCACAGAUGACAUUCGGUUGUUUGGCUUUGUCCGAUUCACCACCGGAGAUGCCAUGAGCAAGCGGGUCAAGUUUGCCCUGAUCACGUGGAUUGGUGAGAGUGUCAGUGGCCUGCAGAGAGCCAAAACAGGGACCGACAAGACUUUGGUUAAAGAAGUAGUUCAGAAUUUUGCCAAAGAGUUUGUGAUCAGUGACCACAAGGAGCUGGAUGAGGGUUACAUCAAAGGCGAGCUGAAAAAAGCAGGAGGUGCCAAUUACGACGCUCAGGCAGAGUAACCAGGGGUGGGGGAAUGCACUGUGCCUCUCGCAGCCCCCUCCCUGGAUCAUGAAGGAGAGGGAGGGAGAAAAAGCACAAUGUAUCAUCAAAAUCAACACUUGGAGAUGAGCGGGGGGGAAGAGAGGACCAACCUGCUUUGUUUUGUGCACAUUCAGAGUCCAUUCCUGCCUCCCCAAGUGGACCUUGAGCUUUCAUUCCGUCUGGUGAAACAUCUUCUUCGUAUAUGUUCUCUCCUUUUUACAUUUUUUAUAUAUUUUUGUUAUUAUUAUUGCUUAUCUUUCUCAUUUAACAAAUGUUACAUGGGUACUUGUCUCCAUAGCAUGUUGACUCGGAAGACUUUUCUUGACUGCAGGGCAUGGUGAUGUGUCCUGCUGGAGUUCUGCUCUUGCCUUUGGCAGAUCUGCUGUUGCGCUGGGAAGGCUGCAACUGCAGCACAGAGAUGAAGGAUGCAUUUUUAGUGAAUUUGCCCUCGACCUCCAACUCUUGGACAGAAGUGUCCUCAGGAGUGGUGCGUGCAGGGUUAAUUAGGUGCAGUCAGAUCGUAUGCACGCUUACUCGGAAGUAAACCUCGUUGUGUUCCAUGGGAUUUGCAAUACAAGCCUAUAGGUGUCUACUCAGAAGUAUGUCCCAAUGAGUUCAAUGUGGCUUACUCCUAGGAAAGUGGACAUUGGCUGUCAUCCUGAGCAUACUUACCAAGAAGACAGCCUGAGUGAAAACAGUGGGACUUAACUUCCAUCUAUGUGAUUGCACUUUUACUUCCAAGUAAAGGACAAUAGGUUUGCAAUCUUAAAUGAUCUAUAUUGAACAUGUUCUACUGAGUUCAGUAAGGUCUUGCUCCUGAGGAAGUGUGCAAAGGAUCGCAACUUUCAGCACAAACCUAAACAUGCUUACUCAAAAGUAACUUCUAAAUUCAAUGGGACUAAUGUGUAUAGGAUUGCAGCUGUAGGGGGCAAUCUUAUGCACACUUACUAGGAAGCCCCACUGCAUACAGUUGGAUUUACUUCUGGGUAAACAAAUACAGGCUUGUGUUGUCAGUCAGUUGGAUGGAUUGGUUUUUGUUUUUGUUUUAAGUGCGGCAUUUUGUUCCCCAAGGCUAGAGCUGAAACCAGAAAAAAUCAAAUGUGAGUUGAAAUAACUAGCAGAGACAAUGUUGAGUAAUAGUUGUGGGGAAACAUAAUCUGUAUUACAGCUUUUAAAGGAACAACAAAAAAUAUAACUUGCCUUAACAAAGUUGCUUGGCUCUGUGCUAUAUAUGUGUGUGUUCUCCCUCUUUUUUCAAAAAAAGUGCUUUUCUUUUUAUUGGAUUUUUUUUAAAGGUUGCCUUAACAGCAGACAACAAGGGAAAAAGUAAAAUAUCUCCUCUUUGGAUUGUACC
Rhineura floridana is the source of this 2195-nucleotide messenger RNA. RefSeq names its product coactosin like F-actin binding protein 1 (gene COTL1). NCBI's taxonomy places the organism in Eukaryota, Metazoa, Chordata, Lepidosauria, Squamata, Rhineuridae. The record is from RefSeq and is a predicted model, not a curated record. Bases 391 to 819 code for a protein of 142 amino acids. Gene Ontology annotation, biological process: regulation of actin filament polymerization. Gene Ontology annotation, molecular function: actin filament binding. Gene Ontology annotation, cellular component: site of polarized growth; actin filament; cortical actin cytoskeleton. The transcript has 4 exons.